Adelges cooleyi (spruce gall adelgid) is the source of this 1043-nucleotide messenger RNA. It is a transcript of the gene Dtwd2, whose product is annotated as tRNA-uridine aminocarboxypropyltransferase 2. The transcript has 4 exons. Bases 1 to 597 code for a protein of 198 amino acids. NCBI's taxonomy places the organism in Eukaryota, Metazoa, Arthropoda, Insecta, Hemiptera, Adelgidae. The record is from RefSeq and is a predicted model, not a curated record.
AUGCGAAUUGAAACCAAAAUACAAGAUAAUUCUGUUACAACAUCCAGCAGAACAAAAAAGAAGUCUACGGACUGCUCCUAUGCUUACAUUAGGUCUGUCGGAAGAGUGCUGCAUUGUUUACAAGGACAUGUAGGUCUUUGGGAUAUUUUAAAUUCAAAACAAUCCAUAUUAUUGUAUCCAUCAUUGAAAGCAACAGACAUAGUAGAUUUUCCAAAAGACGCAGAAAUAAGAAAUUUGAUUUUGCUUGAUGGUACCUGGCCUCAAGCUAAAGCUAUUUACAACAAUACACCAUUACUUCAUUCAAUCCCCCACGUAAAAUUGAUGCAUAAAUAUGUGAGUCAUUAUAUUAUACGAACACAACCAACAGAUGGUUGUCUCUCGACAUUGGAAACGGCUAUUGAAGCAUUGACUAUUCUUGAAGAUGACCAAUGUUACAAAAAUUUGCUUUUAAAGCCAUUGAACGCUUUAUGUGAUUUCCAACUCGAGCAUGGUGCUGUCACUCAUCAAAGCAAAGAAUUUCGAAAACGCAAUCAAACUUAUCCUAAACUAAUUGGAAGACGUCUUCGGCAAAGUUUAGAUAUCAAUGAUGAUUACUAGUUAUGGUUUACAAUAAUACAUUUCAAUAAAUUGUAAAGAAAAAUAUUAUCGAAAACAGCAAAACUUGUUUGUAAAAUAAUUUGUCACCCGAUUCUUAUUAAAAUGCAAUGUAGUAUAAACUUGACUUUUCACAAGAAAUCUAAAAAAGCAGAAUUUUAAAUUCCUAUCAAUGCAAUUAUACUCUUUUAGCAUAGCUUCAGGUAACACUCGCAGUUUUUGGGGGCAACUCAUAUUAUGUUUACUUUCAUGCGUAACCAAACUACACAAACUUCAAAUCUAACCAAUACAAUUUAUCAACAAGCAAAUAACCAUUAAUGGCUUUUUAAAAAAAAAUAUAUAAUAUGGGUCAUUGUUUUUUCUGCUUGGGCGGUAUAUUAUUUGUAUCAGUACUUAUUUUCUUUUUUUCAAUUUAGUUUCUAUACUUAAUAAAAAAAAAUUUGAAAACU